Molecule: messenger RNA, 2007 nt
Organism: Cryphonectria parasitica EP155
Lineage: Eukaryota; Fungi; Ascomycota; Sordariomycetes; Diaporthales; Cryphonectriaceae
Exons: 2
Coding region: 1-2007 (668 amino acids)
Molecular function (GO): protein binding
Source: RefSeq, a predicted model, not a curated record
AUGACGUCCAAAGAUAAUACCGUCUCCAACAGUGGGGUCCUAGCAGCCUUGGGAGCCCGAGCCACCGGCCUCUUCCUCAAGGUUAAGAAAGCCCUCAACAACGAGGUCGAUGAAGCAUGGCCCGUAUCUUUAUUCUUGGCCGAGUCAGAACGAUUCGAGCUCUGGGCUGCAAAUUUGGGGCUGUUUGUACCAGGUCAUGGCUCUCUGGACUACCGGGUCCGAGAGGCCGAAAGACUGGCGCAGACGCUCCAGAGGUUGUUGGGAGAGCUCAUUGACUCUCUGGAUGAGGUGAUGCAAAUGCUUCCAGGCGCCGUCCAGGAGCAGACGCCCGUCGACGAACAGAGAGCAGUCUCCAGAUCAAAUCCGGGAGGUGCAGAGCAUGAGGAUGAAGAUGAAGACGUCGAAUCGGACAUCGAUCUCUUGCUAGACGGGAUUCGUGAUCCUAUCAACAGACUAUUCAAGAUAUCUACACAGAUCAGAAAUCCCUCCACCAGACUUGGUUCGUUGCGGGCCGCAAAGUUUCAGCAAGUGGACGAAGAAACUGGGGUCGACCUCCUGCAGACCAUUGAAAAAAAUGAUCGUGAUUAUAUCAGGUCCAUGUUCCUCCAAUAUCAGAAAUUUCGAGCUUUCCAAGAGCAUGACCCGAGCCCGCCCGAGAAUUCAACUGAGGACAACGACGACGCAGUGUGGGAACCGAUCAGGACUGUGCUGAGCCAUCAGCGGAGCGCUACUGAGUCUUUCUUGAUCGAUCGCAUCACUCAGGCAAACGUGAAACGGCGCCAACAGUUUGCAUAUUGGUCCAAGCACCGGGAUAACCUCCACAAAUAUACCAACGCUUUUUUAUCCAAAGAGGCUUCAGAGACUGAGCCUUCACCCGUGGAAUUGCACAGGCAUUCCGACGCGCCAGCACCUAUACCACUCAUCCCAGCAAACUCCGUAACGACCGCCACGACACUGAACAUCGCUCAACUCGAAGUAAUAGACAAUCGUUCGACCUGGACCGUAUCAGAAUACGCACCGUCAAUAGGGCAACCCGCCCGCGAUACGGUUGAUUUCCCUCCUCCGCCCAAACUGCCGCAGAAGACCCGCUCCAACGAACCCUUUGAGUGCCCCUUCUGCUUCACCUUCUGCCCUCGCGAGUUCCUUGCGGACAAGGCUUGGAAAGCCCAUCUGAUCCACGACUUACGGCCGUACAUGUGCACAUACGAGGACUGCCGAAAUCCGACGCAGCUCUAUGACAGGCGACAGGACUGGAUACAGCAUGAGAAUUCGGCUCAUCGCAGAAUUUUCGUCGAGCUUGAUGCGUACAAACACCAUCUGCGAAGCGAUCACGCCGAGUCCUACGGCAGCGAUGAGUCCUCUGCGAGCCGUGUUCUUCAGGCCAGUGAAUCUAUCCGAGAUACUGUGGAUCGGCCUUGUCCUAUUUGCAUGAUAACGCUUGGCACUGCGCGGGCGAUGCAAGAUCACAUCGUGCUGCAUCUGGAGAGGUUCGCAUGCUUUUCACUCCCGCACUCUGCCACGGGUGAUAAUGAGAGCGACUUCAAUGCUGAGUCAAAUAGAGCGAAUGGUGUCGUCGAGGGGACAUCUCAGGAUGCUGGAUUCAGUCAACAUAGCGUUGAUGCGGAUACUGAGGACUUAAAAGAAACUGACCCCCGUGAUCCCGACAUGGAAACCGCACUCCCUGGGAUGGAGUUGACCGAAAGAGCGAUUGAGACAUUCGACGAGUCCGCCAACGAGAAAACCCGCACCACGAAUAUGGUAUUAGAGCAUCUGGAAACACAUGAUAGCCACACAUCGCACGGAGACGUGGAGAAUAUGCAUCUGCAGGCUUGGGAUCGCGACAAGCUGAACGAUAUGGAGGAGAUGGCAUCGAUAUACAGUGACCAGUGCCGGUGGGACGAAGCCGAGAAGUUACAGGAACAUGUGAUUGAGUCUCGAAAAUCAACGCUUGGUGCAGAUCAUCUUGCUACGUCUCCUGUGAGAAACGAUACCCUCAUAUACAUGUAG